AUGGCGCGGAGCAGAGGGCUCAACGCGUCGGGGAGCAAGGCGCAACUAGUUAAAGACCUAUUAAUCGCGGAACUCGGCAGUGCUCCAUCCGCUCCCUCCCCUUCCGCCUCCGCCCCCCGCGUUUCCGCCCCGCCUCCCGCCACCCCCGCACCCCGCGCCGCCUCCGCUUCCCCGUCCGCCCCCGCGCCCGCGUCCCCGAGUAAGACGUGGAAGAGCCAGCUGCAGGCGCAGCCCCUUUCCGCCCUGCGCGCGCUUGCGCGUGAGCGUGGCCUGCGCGGAGACACGCGCGCGGAGCUGAUUACGGUGCUCAGUAUGGACCCGCCCGCAGGCUCGGAACUGCCGGGCCUGGUUCCGAACCUACCGUCUUCGUUCGACCUGCCGUUCCAAUCGGAGGUGCAGGCUGGGAGCAGCGCGCUUGAGCCCUCACAGGCGGCCAAGCUGGCUUCUGAAUUAGCAUCGCUAUCAGCAACGAUGCAGGUGCUGCAGUCGAAGCAAGCGACACUGUCAGAAGAACGAGACAGCCUCAAGGAGCAAGCGGACCUGCUAAGGAACGUGCUCGUGGGUGGGCUUGGACUCGCGCUCAUCCCGCUGCUGCUCCCGCUGCAAGCGACCAACACGGCCGUGCAAGGCACUGUUACUACCACCACCAGUGUAACCCAGACGUUGCCUCCCCGAGCACCACCUGCGCCCGAUCUGAGGGAGCAGGCACCAGAGGAGCUUUCUUGCGUCCCUCUCUCUAUGUCAACUCAUAAAUCCAUCCAAAUGAUCCGCUCCCUCCUCCCCCCUCCCCGCCUACCCCCCUCCGUCCACCAGAUGCUGCCUCCCCCAGCACCGCCUGCGCCCGAGGUCAGGGAGCUGGCACCAGAAGAGUUCUGCCGCACGCUCCCGGCCUCGUUGCUCUCCCCCGACCUCGCAAGAUUCUGCCAGGCUGUCAACAACAUGAACCUGUGA
This is a messenger RNA of Closterium sp. Naga37s-1, 951 nucleotides long. NCBI's taxonomy places the organism in Eukaryota, Viridiplantae, Streptophyta, Zygnematophyceae, Desmidiales, Closteriaceae. The record is from the annotation of a GenBank genome assembly.